UCUUUCAUGCACAUCGCACUGUGUUAUCAUUUUUAUUCGUUGAUAUUCGCGUAACGCGUUGUGUAUUUCCUCUGCUCGUGAGUUGACUAUUCUCUAUUUGAUUUGUCCCAAUAUUAGCAUUAAUUAUGGAUGCGGUAAUCGACACGAUUCCUCAAUUAAUCAAAGAUAUUGAACAACUGGAAAACUUGAAAGCGGAAAAGGAAAAUGAACGCCUAGCGUUGGAAUCAACAAAUAAAAAACUUAAAUACAGAUUGAAGUUUUUGAAAGAGGCUUCAGCCAAUGCAUCAAAAAUGAAUGCUUUUGAUACUCAAGAGUGUUCUUUGAUUAAUAUACAUGUUAUAUUAAUCAAUUAUUUUUCUAAAGCAAUUAAAACUGCUUAUCCAAACUUAGAAGAUUUUGGCCAACCUGCUGUUACUGCGGGUAGCAAAUUUGCUGAUUACCAGUGUAAUGCAUCUAUGCAAAUCUGUAAACUACUGAAAGCAAAAGGUGAAAAUGUGUCACCCAAUGCAGUAGCAAAAAGAGUUGUAGAAUGUCUAGAAAAAUGCGAUAUCAUUGAAAAAGUAGAUGUUUCUGGGCCAGGAUUUAUUAAUGUAUGGUUAGGUCGUAACAAACUACGUGACAUUUUACAGUUUAUCUUGGAUAAUGGGUUGAAAGCAAAACCUACUGUUAAUAAACAGAAGAUUGUAAUAGAUUUUUCAUCACCUAAUGUUGCAAAAGAAAUGCAUGUCGGUCAUUUAAGGUCAACAAUUAUUGGUGAUAGUCUAAGUCGAGUAUUUGAAUUUAUUGGACAUGAUGUAUUGAGAUUAAAUCAUAUUGGAGACUGGGGGACUCAAUUUGGAAUGCUGAUUGCACUACUUCAAGAUAAGUUCCCUAAUUACAAGACUGAGUCACCUCCUAUAAAUGAUUUGCAACAGUUUUAUAAACAAUCUAAGGUGCUAUUUGAUAGUGAUCCAGAGUUCAAAAAACGUGCAUAUGAUUGUGUGGUAAAACUUCAAAGCAUGUCACCAGAUCAUGUUCAAGCUUGGAAAUUAAUUUGUGAUGUGUCACGACGUGAGUUUCAAAAAAUAUAUAAUAGACUAAACAUUAAUAUCGUUGAAAGGGGAGAAUCCUUUUACCAAAGCCGAAUGGAAAAUUUAGUUAAAGAAUUAGAAGAUAAAGGAUUUCUAGAGAAUGAUGAGGGUCGUAAAAUUAUGUGGGGUCCAGAGUGUUCUAUACCAUUAACUAUAGUAAAAUCAGAUGGUGGAUUUACUUAUGAUACAUCAGAUUUCGCAGCUUUAAAACAAAGAAUCGAAGAGGAGAAAGCUGAUUGUAUUCUUUACAUUACUGAUGCUGGUCAAAGUACACAUUUUGAUACCUUGAAAAAAUGUGCUAUACGUGCCAACAUUUUAGAUCCAUCACGAGUUCGUAUGGAAUUUAUCGGUUUUGGUGUAGUGUUAGGAGAAGACAAGAAAAAAUUUAAAACCCGUUCGGGUGAGACAGUAAGGCUAGUUGGCCUUCUAGAUGAAGGUAUUAAACGAGCAAGAGAUAAAUUAAUAGAAAAAGGUAGAGAUAAAAUAUUGACUGAAGAAGAAAUGAAGCAGGCAGAAACUGCAGUUGCUUAUGGUUGCAUUAAAUAUGCUGAUUUGUGUCAUAAUAGAAGCCAUGAAUAUGUAUUUUCUUUUGAUAAAAUGUUGGAAGACAGAGGCAAUACGGCUGUAUACUUGCUAUAUGCCUUAACCAGAAUAAGGUCUAUUAUUAAUAAUUUGGGUACUCAUUGUGAAAACAUAAAUCAACCUAUUUCACUUGACCAUGAAAAAGAAUGGAAAUUGGCCAAGACAUUGUUACGGUUUUCUGAAGUAUUAUCAAAAAUUACUGAAGAUUUUUGUCUUCAUCAUUUGUGUGAAUAUCUUUAUGAUGUAGCUACAACAUUUAACGAAUUCUAUGACAACUGUUAUUGUAUUGAAAAAUCUCAAACUGGUGAAAUUAUCAAAGUGUUUACUGGAAGAAUUUUAUUGUGUAAAAUUACUGCAGAGUACAUGAACACAGGAUUAAAUUUAUUGGGAAUCAAUACUGUAUCUCGUAUGUAGUGUACUAAUUUGUAAAUAAACAACAUAAAUAUUAUAUUACAAAUAA
Molecule: messenger RNA, 2112 nt
Organism: Sipha flava (yellow sugarcane aphid)
Lineage: Eukaryota; Metazoa; Arthropoda; Insecta; Hemiptera; Aphididae
Gene: ArgRS
Product: arginine--tRNA ligase, cytoplasmic
Exons: 10
Coding region: 126-2066 (646 amino acids)
Biological process (GO): arginyl-tRNA aminoacylation
Cellular component (GO): cytoplasm
Molecular function (GO): ATP binding; arginine-tRNA ligase activity
Source: RefSeq, a predicted model, not a curated record